This is a messenger RNA of Didymodactylos carnosus, 1353 nucleotides long. The record is from the annotation of a GenBank genome assembly. NCBI's taxonomy places the organism in Eukaryota, Metazoa, Rotifera, Eurotatoria, Philodinida, Philodinidae.
AUGUCGAAAAUAGAAUAUGUACAAUCAACUCAUGGUAAAACUCAUGUAUGUUAUGAAGGUUUUCGUUAUUAUUGUCACCGUAAAAAUGAUGAUGAUUCAAAGUAUUGGAAAUGUGUUAAAAAAUCUUGUCGUGUUGGUUUAACAAUAAAACCAGAUGGUACAAUUAAGAAACGUGCUGAUCAUGACCACUUGCCAAAUGAAGCUGAUAAAGAAGUGUUGAUUAUACGCCAAAAUUUAAAACGCAAAAAUUCAACCGUAUGCCAAGAUGUUGUAAUUCAGUUACCAUCUAUUGCAACAAUGAGAAAUAAUCUUCAAAAGAAACGUCGCAAAACAAGACCACCACUUCCCAAGAAUAUUACCGAGUUACCACAUCCAGUUCCAAUUAACUACCAAAAGAGUUUAAAUGGCGAACAAUUUGUACUUUAUGAUGGUUUAAUAGAUGGUUCACGAUGUAUUAUAUUUUCGACGCCAACUGAUAUGUUAUACUUAUCUCAAAGUGAAAUGUGGUACUGUGACGGGACAUUCUACGUUUGCCCAUCAAUAUUUUAUCAGAUUUAUUCUAUCCAUGGGUAUAAUGAUGAUGGUAUUAUGGCACCUUACGUAUAUUGUUUAUUACCUGGCAAAUCCGAAACAUUAUAUACUGGUAUGUUUGAAAAAAUAUUUCAACAGAUGAACCAAAUGAAUUUACCAAUACGAUUACGUCGUGUCACAACUGAUUUUGAAUUAGCUGUUGCGAAUGUAUUCCACAAAUAUUAUCCAUACGUUGAAGUGAAAUAUUGUUUAUUCCAUUUCGGACAAAAUUUAUUUGGAAAAUUUCAGGAUUUAGGUACAUGCUUACAGACAGCGUAUAAAGAUGACGAACAGCUGCGUAUAUGGUUCAGAUCAUUUGCUGCUGUGGCAUUAUUACCACUUUCGCACAUGAUAUUUGGUUUUAAUUAUUUGAUACAAAACAAACCAAACUAUCUACAACUGACAUGUUUUGUACAGUAUUUUUAUCAAACAUAUGGCGCAUUUGGUACUUUUCCACCGCCCACGUACAAUCAUUUUAUGAAUUUCUCACCGCGCACAACCAGUCAUGUGGAAGGUCAUCAUUUGAAAUGGAAAAAACGUAGUACAGCAGCUCAUCCGAAUAUUUAUUGUACAAUUGAUUUACUGCGUCAAGAACAAUCACUUGGCGCAUUUAAUGCGUUUCGAGAUCAUAUGGGUGCACCACAGCCAAAACGACGUCGUGAUCAACAAAUAGCCGAGAAUUCCCUUCAGAAAUUAUGGCAACGAUAUUCGGAAGCAAAAACAGAUUUGGUUUCAUUCUUAAAUACAGCAGGACUUAGAUAUUUUAACUAUUUAGAACAAUAG